AUGGAGUUUAUAAGCAGCAGCAGCAGCAAAGCAGAGGUGAUGAGGAAAUCGUCGUCGAGGUUCAAGACAGUUUGCGUCUUCUGCGGCAGCAGUAGCGGGAAACGAGAUUCCUACCGUGACGCUGCUCUCGAACUGGCCCAGCAACUGGUCUCAAGGAGGCUGGACCUUGUGUACGGAGGAGGAAGCAUUGGGUUGAUGGGUUUGGUCUCCCACGAGGUCCACCGUGGAGGUCGACGCGUCCUAGGGUACGUACGUAUGUACGUAAUGUACGUACAGCUAACUGGGGAAACUAUUGGGGAAGUGAGAGCAGUAGCAGACAUGCACCAGAGGAAAGCUGAGAUGGCUCGACAUUCCGACUGUUUCAUCGCCUUACCAGGAGGGUAUGGUACUUUGGAAGAGUUGCUAGAAGUCAUAACAUGGGCCCAGCUUGGAAUCCACGACAAACCCGUGGGUUUGCUUAAUGUGGAGGGCUACUAUGAUUACUUGCUGACUUUCAUCGACAAGGCCGUGGGCGAUGGCUUCAUCCACCCGUCUCAACGGUCCAUCAUCGUCUCUGCCCCAAAUGCCAAACUACUUCUCCACAAACUUGAAGAGUACGUGCCAGUACAUGAUGGAGCGGUGGCGAAGGCCAAGUGGGAAGCAGAACAAUGCUUACUUGCACCCUGAAGUGGAUCGUUAAAAACUAAUUAAGUAGCCCGUGAUGACCAAAUUCAUGAAUUAAAUGUAUAUAUUGUUAUGUAAUGUAACUAUGUUUUCAUUUUAUUCUAUUACCAUCGUGUUAUGUG
Messenger RNA from Linum tenue, 785 nucleotides. Lineage: Eukaryota; Viridiplantae; Streptophyta; Magnoliopsida; Malpighiales; Linaceae. The record is from the annotation of a GenBank genome assembly.